AUGGAGCCGGACCUGGGACUGUCACAGCGGGGUGCAGGAGAGUUGUGGAGCUCCGCGGACAGGACCGUGGGCAGGACCGAGGACAGGACCGUGGAUAGGACCGUGGGCAGGACCGAGGACAGGACCGCGGCACAGUUCACAGCAGCGCGUCCGGGAGAAACCUUUCAGAAUAAACGCGGCCGCAGGGACGACCUUCCCUGGUCUGCGCUGGGUCGCUCUGACGCAUUAGCCCGGCUCUCCACAUGGGCUCCCCUCGCCCCGACCCCGAAGAACACGUGA
Molecule: messenger RNA, 279 nt
Organism: Knipowitschia caucasica
Lineage: Eukaryota; Metazoa; Chordata; Actinopteri; Gobiiformes; Gobiidae
Source: the annotation of a GenBank genome assembly